CAUUACCAGCAUCUAAUAAUUUUAUCAGAUUAUGGGCGCUAUUUGUUCUUCUCUCGCAGUCAGUCACAGCUCUAUCGCCGUAUCGUAUCUUUCUUCUUCUUCCGCCACUUCUUUUUGGCACUACAGCCCCAACUUGAUACCCAAUAUCAUCGCCACUUUACCUACAUAUCGCGCCGGAUUUUCUCAUACCACCCUCCAAGUCGUCGGCUGCCGAAUGAUGAAACCUUCCUCCUCCUCUCCGCCCGUUUCAUUGGGAUUCAGUCAAUCAGGCGAAACCGAAGAAGUGCAAGAGGAGGUGGUUCUCAAACCCUUCCCAGCCUCUCUCAGCAUCUCUCCGGCGUUGCUGGAGAACUUGGUGUACGAUGCUUUGGUUUGGAGUUCGCUGAACGGGCUGGUUGUUGGGGAUAAAAGUGUUAAGAGAUCAGGAACUUCUCCUGGUGUUGGUAUGGUUCAUGCUCCAUUUGCUUUAUUGCCUAUGCCAAUUCAAGAAGGUUUUUGGAAACAAGCAUGUGAAUUAGCACCAAUUUUCAAUGAACUUGUGGAUCGUGUAAGCUUGGAUGGAAAAUUCUUACAAGAUUCCCUGUCCAGAACGAAGAAGGUUGAUGCUUUUACUAGUAGGCUUUUAGACAUUCAUUCAAAGAUGCUGGAGAUUAAUAAGAAGGAGGUUAUUCGUUUGGGCUUGCAUCGAUCGGACUAUAUGCUUGAUGCUGAAACUGCCCUACUCUACCAAAUAGAGCUCAACACCAUAUCAUCUUCAUUUGCAGGUCUUGGCUGUCUCGUUAGCAAUCUUCACAGACACUUGCUUAAUCAACAUGGUAAGGACCUUGGAUUAAAUCCAAAAAGAGUUCCUGGAAAUACAGCAGUCAGACAAUUUGCAGAAGCACUGGCCAAAGCUUGGAAUGAAUUCGACAAUAAAAGAGCUGUUGUUAUGUUCGUUGUGCAACCUGAAGAGCGCAAUAUGUAUGACCAGCAUUGGCUCUCAUUUCUGCUGAAGGAGAUACAUGGUGUAAAUACUAUACGCAAGACCUUGGCAGAAAUAGCUGGGGAAGGACAGCUGCUACUUGAUGGAUCACUAGCUAUAGGGGGCCAAAUUGUUGCAGUUGUGUAUUUUCGAGCUGGUUAUUCACCUAAUGAUUAUCCCUCAGAAUCAGAAUGGAAUGCUAGACUUAUGAUGGAGCGGUCCACCGCUAUCAAGUGCCCAUCAAUAUCUUACCAUCUGGUAGGAACAAAAAAGAUUCAGCAAGAACUUGCAAAACCCUUGGUACUUGAGAGGUUCCUUGAAGAUGAAGAUGCUGCAAAACUACGAAAAUGCUUUGCAGGCUUAUGGAGUUUGGAUGACUCGGAAGUUGUCAAGACUGCCAUUGAAAGACCUGAAUUAUUUGUGCUCAAGCCACAGAGAGAAGGCGGAGGAAAUAAUAUUUAUGGUGAUGACGUGAAAGAAAUGCUACUGAAGCUGCAAAAUGAGAAAAGUCAAGAGCAAGCGGCCUACAUUUUGAUGCAGAGGAUAUUUCCUACUGCUUCUCUUUCCUACCUAGUUAGGGAAGGAAUUUGUCACCAAAAUAAUGCCAUUUCAGAACUCGGCAUAUAUGGAGCCUAUCUAAGGAAUAAUGAUAAGGUGAUUAUGAAUGAUCAUUGUGGUUACCUGAUGCGAACAAAGGAUUCCUCUUCAAAUGAAGGUGGAGUGGCUACUGGGUUUGCAGUGUUGGAUAGUGUAUAUCUGACUUAAAAUUGUUUCUUCGGAGGACACCAGUUUUCCAUGACAUUCUACUCCAUCUGGAAAAGUUUGAUUCAUAUAGAAGAAAUAAGGUUCCUAGGCAUGUUAUUGUUAAGCUUCGUUUGGAACAGUUUUCUUACUGCUUCUUAAAGUAAUUUUUUAGUUAAAAAAUUUUAAUUUUUAAGCUAGAAAGCUGUUUAAGAAGCAAUAAAAAAGUCGUUUCAAACGUUCUUCCCUUAUAACUUGUUUAAAUUUAAAUUUUAGGACUAAUAUGCACCAUGGAUAGGAAGUUGGCGCACUGAAAGUUUGUUAUAUUGACGCACUUUGUGUUCUAAUUUAUCUAUUUAUAAUAACUAAGCUAUGAUUUCAGA
This is a messenger RNA of Dendrobium catenatum, 2085 nucleotides long. RefSeq names its product glutathione synthetase, chloroplastic. The transcript is spliced from 13 exons. The record is from RefSeq and is a predicted model, not a curated record. Bases 32 to 1726 code for a protein of 564 amino acids. Gene Ontology annotation, cellular component: cytosol. Gene Ontology annotation, biological process: glutathione biosynthetic process. Gene Ontology annotation, molecular function: glutathione synthase activity; ATP binding; glutathione binding. NCBI's taxonomy places the organism in Eukaryota, Viridiplantae, Streptophyta, Magnoliopsida, Asparagales, Orchidaceae.